Messenger RNA from Aspergillus nidulans FGSC A4, 408 nucleotides. Its product is annotated as putative eukaryotic translation initiation factor eIF1a-like protein. The transcript has 2 exons. NCBI's taxonomy places the organism in Eukaryota, Fungi, Ascomycota, Eurotiomycetes, Eurotiales, Aspergillaceae. The record is from RefSeq and is a predicted model, not a curated record. Gene Ontology annotation, biological process: translation; translational initiation. Gene Ontology annotation, molecular function: translation initiation factor activity; RNA binding. The coding region runs from base 1 to 408 and encodes 135 amino acids.
AUGCCUCCCCCGAGACGUAAGGUUCUUGCGACAGCCGAGGAAACCAUGUUUCCGCCCGACGAACUAGCACAAGGGCAAGAAAUUGCGCGAGUCAUCAAAGCCACCGGAAACAACAUCUACUCUGUCCAAUUUCCCUCGAAAAAAACGGCUCUGGUAGAGCUACCGGCGAAAUUUCGAUCCACUAUCUGGAUGAAGCGUGGUUCGUUCGUUGUGGUGGACACAAACGCUCUCGAGACCCGCGACAACAAGCUAGAAGGAGAAAUUGUCAAUAUCGUUCGGGAUGAGAAAGCCUGGCGCAAAACACACUAUUGGCCGAAGGAAUUCGUGAAGCAGCCAGUUGUGGCAUCCGAUGAUGAAGAUGAGUCCAAUGUCGGCAAAAUGCCUUCCUCCGAUGAAUCGGACGCCUAG